AAAAUUCAAUUAUCAGCCCUUCCUCCUCGUGUGCAACCUGAGAUGGAUACCGUUCUUAUCCUCUCCGUUUCACCCCCUCAAAAUCCAUUCUUCGACGGCGGACUGGCCCAGUUUCGGGUUGAACUGCCUCGUCUUGGCUUGAUCUUCCACUCCCAAGCCGAAAUUUGGAGUGGGAAACAUGGUACCCUUUCACUUUGA
Protopolystoma xenopodis is the source of this 198-nucleotide messenger RNA. NCBI's taxonomy places the organism in Eukaryota, Metazoa, Platyhelminthes, Monogenea, Polystomatidea, Polystomatidae. The record is from the annotation of a GenBank genome assembly.